AUGGCUGAGAAGGUCGGUAAGUCCACACUCGUUCUUGAAAUUAUGCCAGCUUCUGAUGAGGUCAACCUCGACGACCUCGAGAAGAAGAUCCGCGAGGUCGCUAUGGAUGGCCUCCUUUGGGGCAAGUCCCAGCGCAAGGAAGCUUGCUUCGGCCUUUUCGCCCUCCAGAUCGGUGCUGUCGUUACAGAUGAUGUCGAUGUCCAGGGUCUUGAAGACGAACUUUCCUCCUGGGAAGACUGGAUCUCAUCUGAGAAGAUCAUCGCUUUCCAGAAGAUCUAA
This is a messenger RNA of Trichomonas vaginalis G3, 279 nucleotides long. RefSeq names its product translation elongation factor protein. Bases 1 to 279 code for a protein of 92 amino acids. Gene Ontology annotation, cellular component: cytosol. Gene Ontology annotation, molecular function: translation elongation factor activity; guanyl-nucleotide exchange factor activity. The transcript has a single exon. The record is from RefSeq and is a predicted model, not a curated record. Gene Ontology annotation, biological process: translational elongation. NCBI's taxonomy places the organism in Eukaryota, Parabasalia, Trichomonadida, Trichomonadidae.